This is a messenger RNA of Eubalaena glacialis (North Atlantic right whale), 2361 nucleotides long. RefSeq names its product cyclin F (gene CCNF). Gene Ontology annotation, molecular function: protein binding; cyclin-dependent protein serine/threonine kinase regulator activity. Gene Ontology annotation, biological process: regulation of cyclin-dependent protein serine/threonine kinase activity; mitotic cell cycle phase transition. Bases 1 to 2361 code for a protein of 786 amino acids. Lineage: Eukaryota; Metazoa; Chordata; Mammalia; Artiodactyla; Balaenidae. The record is from RefSeq and is a predicted model, not a curated record. The transcript is spliced from 17 exons. Gene Ontology annotation, cellular component: centrosome; cytoplasm; nucleus.
AUGGGGAGCGGAGGCGUGAUCCACUGUAGGUGUGCCAAGUGUUUCUGUUAUCCUACAAAGCGGAGAAUAAGAAGGAGACCCCGAAACCUAACAAUCUUGAGUCUCCCUGAAGAUGUGCUCUUUCAUAUCCUGAAAUGGCUUUCUGUUGGAGACAUCCUCGCUGUCCGAGCUGUGCACUCCCACCUGAAGUACCUGGUGGAUAACCAUGCCAGCGUGUGGGCAUGUGCCAGCUUCCAGGAGCUGUGGCCUUCUCCAAAGAACCUGAAGCUCUUUGAAAGGGCUGCCGAAAAAGGGAAUUUUGAAGCUGCUGUGAAGCUGGGCAUAGCCUACCUCUACAAUGAAGGCCUGUCUGUGCCUGAUGAGGCCCGGGCGGAAGUGAAUGGGCUGAAGGCCUCUCGCUUCUUCAGUCUCGCGGAGCGCCUGAAUGUGGGCGCCGCACCCUUCAUCUGGCUCUUCAUCCGCCCACCUUGGUCGGUGUCUGGAAGCUGCUGCAAGGCCGUGGUUCACGAGAGCCUCAGGAUGGAGUGCCAGCUGCAGAAAACUCACAGAGUGUCCAUACUGCACUGCUUGGGGAGAGUGCUGAGUCUUUUUGAGGAUGAAGAGAAACAGAAGCAGGCCCGGGACCUGUUUGAAGAGUCUGCUAACCAGGGGUGUUUGACCAGCUCGUACCUCCUCUGGGAAAGUGACAGAAAGAUGGAUAUGUCAGAUCCCGGACGAUGCCUCCACAGCUUCCGGAAACUCAGGGACUUUGCUGCCAAAGGCUGCUGGGAAGCGCAGCUGUCUCUAGCCAAAGCCUGUGCACACGGAAACCAGCUCGGACUGGAAGCGAAAGCCUCCAACGAGAUAGUCUGCCAGCUGUUCCAGGCCUCCCACGCUGUCAGUAAGCAGAGGGUCUUCUCUGUGCAGAAGGGACUCAAUGACACAAUGAGGUACAUUCUCAUCGAUUGGCUGGUAGAGGUCGCCACCAUGAAGGACUUCUCAAGCCUGUGCCUUCACCUGACCGUGGAGUGCGUGGACCGGUACCUGCGGAGGCGGCUGGUGCCCCGGUACAGGCUCCAGCUGCUGGGCAUCGCCUGCAUGGUCAUCUGCACCCGGUUCAUCAGCAAAGAGAUCCUGACGAUUCGGGAGGCUGUGUGGCUCACAGACAACACGUACAAAUACGAGGACCUGGUGAGGAUGAUGGGAGAGAUCAUCUCUGCCUUGGAAGGAAAGAUUCGAGUCCCCACUGUGGUCGAUUACAAGGACGUCCUGCUGACGCUGGUCCCCAUGGCGCCAAGAACCCAGCACCUGUGCAGCUUCCUCUGCGAGCUCUCCCUGCUGCACACCAGCCUGGCCGCCUACGCCCCGGCCCACCUGGCUGCAGCCGCCCUGCUCCUGGCGAGGCUGACACACGGGCAGACACAGCCCUGGACCACUCGGUUUUGGGACCUCACUGGGUUCUCCUGUGAAGACCUCAUCCCCUGUGUCUUAAGCCUUCACCAAAAGUGCUUCCACGACGAUGCCCCCAAGGACUACAGGCAGGUCUCUCUCACCGCCGUGAAGCAGCGAUUUGAGGACAAGCGAUACGAAGAGAUCAGCCAGGAAGAGGUGCUGAGCUACGGCCAGUUGUGUGCAGCUCUAGGGGUGAAACAAGAGAGCCCAGAACCCGCGUCUUUCCUCAGCACAGGGGACAUUCACACCUUCCUCAGCUCUCCCUCUGGAAGGAGAACCAAGCGGAAACGGGAGAACAGCCUCCAGGAGGACAGGGGCAGCUUCGUCACCACGCCGACCGCAGAGCUGUCCAGCCAGGAGGAGACACUGCUGGGCAGCUUCCUGGACUGGAGCCUGGACUACUGCUCCGGCUACGAGGGCGACCAAGAGAGCGAGGGCGAGAAGGAGGGUGAUGUGACGGCUCCCAGCGGUGUCCUCGAUGUCACUGUGGUCUACCUGAACCCGGAACAGCACUGCUGCCAGGAAUCAAGCGAUGAGGAGGCCUGCCCGGAGGAGGAGGGGCGUCAGGACACACAGGCGUCGGCACCGGGCAGCCAGACACCUUGGACCCCAGGGCUCGAGCGCCCUCUGUGCAGCAGGAGGGGGCCAGGCAAGGACAUCACGACCUCAGGGUACUCCUCUGUCAGCAGCACGAGUCCCACAAACUCCGCAGACGGCUUGGGGGGCCUUGCCCGAUCUACCUCAGUACUGUCCCCGGGCAGCGACUUGAACACACAGCCUUGCCACCAUCACGCGAGGAAGUCGUGUGUACAGUGUCGUCCCCCAAGCCCCCCGGAGAGCUGUGCUCCCCAGCAACAGGUGAAGAGGAAAAACCUGUCCGCCCACAAUGAGGAGGAGGAGGACAUGAACUUGGGCUUUUUGAAGCUGUGA